AGUCAAAUAAUAGGUAAACAUCAAUACAUGAUUAACAUUUUUCCCACAGUCAUUAGAAAAAAUACUUGAUUAACAAUGUUAUUUUAUAGAAAAAGAACACUGUAUUUUACAGUAUUAAUUAUAUUAGGUUUAGUGGCUUUUUCAACUCAAAUUGACGUGGAAGAAGAGGCGGAGGUAACUAAAGAUCCAGAUUUCGAAGAAUUUGAACCAGACGUACCGAAUGUCGACGAAUCCGAAUCACUUUUGUCGAACGUGGUUUCUGAUGUCGACAAAACGCUAAUCAACAUUUACAACCAUGUUACAUCCGCUAAUGUGACCGCAGAAAACAAAACACAGCUAGCCAACGAAACGAGGAAGCUUGUGAAGUGCAAAGACAUAACAUAUGAUGAGCAAAACCCAGAAAUUGAGCCUAUAGUUGAAAUUAUAAAUGGGAGCAGUUUAUCCAAGAUUUUGCAAGUCAAACCUGAUAUAACCAGUCGCGACAUUGAAGCAGAUUGCGUUUUAGUACUAUUCUAUGCGAGAGCCUGUCCAUUUAGUGCUCAUGCCGCACCACAUUUCAAUGCAUUAGCUCGAUCAUAUCCUAAUGUGAAAAUGGUAGCUUUAGAUGCAUUGAGAUAUCAUGGAAUCAAUGCCCAAUAUGGUAUUGUUGGUGUUCCUACUUUAAAAAUGUUCCAUAAUGGCCGACCAGUUGGAAAAUUCAACGGGACUGAGUAUAACAUUCAUUCUUUCAGUAAAUUUGUUCAUGCAAUUACAGGGCAACAUCCACAAGUCCUGUUGGUCACAUCUAAAGACUUCCAGGGGCCUGUUUCAAGUGUAGUUGAGAAGGAGACUGAUUACUUCUUAGUCCUGUCAUGGUUGUUUAUCAUAAUAUGUUCUGUGUAUUACUUCAUGCAGUCAAAAUGGUGGCGCAUGAUUGUGGAGACGGUACAAAAUAAUUGGCGGGAAUCAGAGGCUCAACAUGAGCAUAAUGAUUAAUUUAUGUUUAAGUGGAAUAAAUGUUUUUUUAUGUU
Molecule: messenger RNA, 1010 nt
Organism: Cydia amplana
Lineage: Eukaryota; Metazoa; Arthropoda; Insecta; Lepidoptera; Tortricidae
Gene: bug
Product: thioredoxin domain-containing protein 15
Exons: 2
Coding region: 76-975 (299 amino acids)
Biological process (GO): cilium assembly
Cellular component (GO): cilium
Source: RefSeq, a predicted model, not a curated record